UUGUGUACCCGCCAUGAGCAGCAAAACGCCAUCCGUCGACCUGUCGUUCGACGAAGCCAAAACCCCGAAGCCGAUUGCUCCUGGCCAAGACAGAUUAUCAGACUUGGCGAAUGGACUCGUGGGUUGGGACAGCUUGGACGAUCCUCAAAAUCCUCAGAACUUCAAGAGCAGCCGCAAAUGGUUCUUAUUGGGCCUCGUCAGCUUCAUCACAUUUCUCAGUCCGCUGGCAUCCUCGAUCCCCGCUCCCGGAAUUGGAUACACGGACAAGACCUUCGGGGUCACCUCUUCGAUCCUGAGCUCCCUGGCAGUUAGUAUCUUUGUGCUAGGCUUCGCGAUCGGUCCUCUGAUUCUCUCUCCGCUGAGUGAGAUUUUCGGACGCCAGCCGGUCUUAAACUGCUCCAACUUUUUCUUCACCAUCUGGCAGAUUGGAUGCGCGCUAGCCCCAAAUAUGGCCGCCCUCAUUGUAUUCCGACUGCUCGCCGGGAUCGGCGGUUCGGCCUGCUUGACGGUGGGUGGUGGGAUCAUCUCCGACCUUUUCCCCCUGCACCAGCGCGGCAAAGCCAACGCGAUAUUCACCCUCGGUCCGCUCUUUGGCCCCGUCAUCGGGCCCAUUAUCGGUGGGUUCAUCGCGCAGCGCGCCUCGUGGCGAUGGGUCUAUUGGGUCUUGCUCGUCGCAUGCGGGGUCAUCAGCAGCAUCAACCUGGUGACCGGCCAGGAAACCAACCCGGUGGUGUUACUGCGUCGGAAGACCCAACGCCUGCAGACGGAGCUCCAGCGUCCGGAGCUCCGCUCCGUCUACGAGCUCCCCACGGGCGGACCCGCUGCGAGCCCGAGGGCGCUCAUGGUGCAGAGCGUCACCCGCCCGGUGCGCAUGCUGGCCGGGUCGCCCAUCCUCCUCCUCCUCGCCCUGUACAUGUCCUUCGUCUUCGGACUGUUGUACCUGCUCUUCACCACCCUCACCACCCUCUACGUCGACACCUACGGCUGGCCGGUCGACCUCUGCGGACUGGCCUACCUGGGCAUCGGGCUGGGCUUCGGCCUCGGCAUCACCCUCGUUGCCAAGACCUCCGACCGCAACGUCAUGCGCCUGAAGAAGGCCAACGGCGACGUCUUCGAGCCCGAGAUGCGCCUCGCCACUUGCCUCUACUUUGCCCUCUUCAUCCCCAUCAGCUUCUUCUGGUACGGCUGGACCGCCGACAAGCAGGUCCACUGGGUGGUCCCCAUCAUCGGCCUGCUGCCCUUUGGGUUUGGCAUGAUGGGCAUCUUUGCCCCCAUUCAGACCUAUUUCAUCGACGUCUCCGGCCAGUAUGCUGCCUCCGCAGUCGCCGGGCUGACCGCCUUGCGUUGUCUGUUUGGCGCCUUCUUGCCGCUGGCCGGUCCCGCCAUGUAUGAGGCGCUGGGGCUGGGCUGGGGGAACUCCUUGCUGGGCUUUUUGGCGCUGGGGUUGACCCCGGUCCCGGCGUUGAUUUAUCGUUAUGGGGGAGCGUUGCGGAGAAAGCAUCCCAUUCGACUUGGGUAGAGUUGGUGGUGAAGAGGG
This is a messenger RNA of Aspergillus saccharolyticus JOP 1030-1, 1537 nucleotides long. Its product is annotated as MFS transporter. Gene Ontology annotation, biological process: transmembrane transport. Bases 14 to 1519 code for a protein of 501 amino acids. Gene Ontology annotation, molecular function: transmembrane transporter activity. NCBI's taxonomy places the organism in Eukaryota, Fungi, Ascomycota, Eurotiomycetes, Eurotiales, Aspergillaceae. The transcript has 4 exons. The record is from RefSeq and is a predicted model, not a curated record.